Helobdella robusta is the source of this 525-nucleotide messenger RNA. RefSeq lists its product as hypothetical. The record is from RefSeq and is a predicted model, not a curated record. NCBI's taxonomy places the organism in Eukaryota, Metazoa, Annelida, Clitellata, Rhynchobdellida, Glossiphoniidae. The annotation marks the transcript as partial. The transcript has 2 exons.
GACGACCAAUGGUUGCAAUUUGACAUUGGACCUCCCACCCUGAUUAGCGGAUUGGUCACCCUGGGCAAGGGCGACACCCUCAAGAACCAUUGGGUGACCAGGUACCACGUGUCGUACAGCAAUGAUUCGGCCCUAUGGUACUACUACAUAGAGGGCAUCAACUCUGAAAUUAAGGAAUUUGAGGGAAACCAGGAUAAAGACACGCCCCGAACCCAAUACUUCAAAUCUCCAUUUGUAGCCCGUUUUGUCCGCAUUCACCCUACCCAAUGGAACGUGCAAAUUGCGAUGAGGGCUGGCCUAUUGGGCUGCCCCUUUAACGACCAGUGCGGACCUGAGUUUGUCAGGAUUGCUAAUAACACGCCUUGUGGUUGGUUGGCUAUUUAUAAAAGUGGGCUUGGUUUGAAUAUUAAUGGAGAUGUGUGUGGUGGGCGUGGUUUGAAUAUUAAUGGAGAUGUGUGUGGUGGGCGUGGUUUGAAUAUUAAUGGAGAUGUGUGUGGUGGGCGUGGUUUGAAUAUUAAUGAAUAG